Penicillium cataractarum is the source of this 876-nucleotide messenger RNA. RefSeq names its product putative beta-1,6-glucan biosynthesis protein (Knh1). Lineage: Eukaryota; Fungi; Ascomycota; Eurotiomycetes; Eurotiales; Aspergillaceae. Gene Ontology annotation, cellular component: extracellular region. Gene Ontology annotation, biological process: (1->6)-beta-D-glucan biosynthetic process; cell wall biogenesis; fungal-type cell wall organization. The record is from RefSeq and is a predicted model, not a curated record. The transcript has 4 exons. Bases 1 to 876 code for a protein of 291 amino acids.
AUGAGAUUCGACCGAUUAUUGCCAGCUCUACUCUCCUUGUUUACAGCGGCAUCAGCCCAGACUUUGAGUGGCCUGGACUUUGAUGGCCGCGAUGAAGUGAGUCUGAUCUGGUUCUUUGAUGGCCAAACAACGGGGAGCUAUGACUUUUACCUCUGUGCUGGUGACGAGUCAACAGGCGUAUAUGAGUCUUUGACGCGAGUAAUCAGCGACAGCACCUACGCGCCUGGAGACCGCGUAUCCUUCCGAGUUGAUCAAGACGUCGGUGGAAACGAUCCCAAUGCGUACUUCCUCAAAGUCGUCCCUUCAAACACCAAGGAGCACUGGUCCGGAUUCACCUCGCACUUUACCUUGACAAACAUGAAGGGAACCUUCUCCACCACAAUCUCCAACGCCGUCAAAUCAAUCCAAUUCAUUCCCCUCCCUUUGAUACCCGAUGGAGACGCAAACCUACUCGACUCAUCCAACCUACCCCCAAUGCUCAACGGCUCAGUCCUCAACAGCGACGUGUCCGAUAAGAGCGAAUCACUGUUGCAAUUCCCCACGCCUACUAUUCCCACCGCGCUGGACCGCCAGGAGCUGCGAAAGCGUUACGUGGACCAGCACACUGUUCCAUAUGGAGAGCAAACAGGAUUGACCAAGUAUGCCCCGAUGCCCAAGCGAGCUGGUACCACUAUUGCGACUGGAUCGCCCACGCCACAAUACCCGCCUUUCCCUUUCUCUAUUGCGACUACCUACCUGGGGGCGCCGACGGUGCAGUACACGGACACCGCGUAUCUAACCUGGACUACACACAGUAUUGAGAACACGGCUGCCCCUGCUGCUGCUCCCACGCUGGAUAAGAGAAUGCAGCAAUGGCUGGAGCGUUGGAAGGAUUGA